Messenger RNA from Entelurus aequoreus (snake pipefish), 1262 nucleotides. It is a transcript of the gene fblim1, whose product is annotated as filamin binding LIM protein 1. The coding region runs from base 1 to 1089 and encodes 362 amino acids. Gene Ontology annotation, molecular function: filamin binding. Lineage: Eukaryota; Metazoa; Chordata; Actinopteri; Syngnathiformes; Syngnathidae. The transcript is spliced from 7 exons. The record is from RefSeq and is a predicted model, not a curated record. Gene Ontology annotation, biological process: cell-cell adhesion. Gene Ontology annotation, cellular component: focal adhesion; stress fiber.
AUGGCCUCGGAAGAAUCAAACAGGAAGGUUUCCUCCAUCUUCAUCAACCUGUCACGUCCUAACCAAACCAACGUCAAGCAGCAGAGUGAAAACAAAAAAGGUUGGGUUCAUGCGGGGCCGUCCCCGAGGCCUUUAGGGUCUGAGAACCAUCAACCUGCUGGCCCCUCACACAGGACUUCAGGGUCGGAGGUCCCCGCAUCUCUCUAUUGGGGACACAGCACAGUAAAUGUGCAAGAAAACAGAAGAGAUGCUGCAGAUCAAACAGAUGUCUUCUCCAAUGUUUCUCCCUCUCCUUCUCCCCCUCUUCCUCCUCCUGCUCCUCCUGCUGAGAUGCCGUCAUACUCUGCAGAUCCAACAACACCACCACCGCCACCUCCCCCUGUAGAAAAACGUGUGCCACAACCUCCGACCUCUCACCAGCUGCCACAUUCCAACAAAGAGGGAAAAACUGCACCGUCUCGUGGACCGACUCCAAAAAAAACAUCAAACGAGAUCAAGAAAGAUAACUCCAGUGAGAAGUCUCGAGGCGUGUGUGCUUUCUGUCGGAAGCCUAUACUGUUUUCUGAAGUGUGGUUAAACGCCUUAGAUCGGUGUUACCAUAAAGGCUGCUUCAGGUGCGGGUCUUGUCUGUGUCCUCUGGCGGGGAAAACCUUCUACCAGAAAGCGGAAAUCCCUGAAUGUGAGAAGUGCAACGAGGCCAGUCUUGAAGUUUGCUUCUCUUGUGGCCACAGGAUCCGAGCCCGAAUAAUUCGUGCACUCCAGCGAACGUACCAUGUUUCUUGUUUCAUCUGCGUGACGUGUAAACAGCCGCUGAAAGAAUAUAUACAGGAUGAUAAUGGAAAAGUGUAUUGUCCCCUGGACUACAACAGGAUGCAUGCCAAGACGUGCGGUGCUUGUCACAAGCUAAUCAUAUCCAGUGAUGGAAGUAUUCCAACAUACGUUCAACUUUCUGGACGUGCCCUCCAUAAUGAAUGCUACAAAUGUGAGGACUGUGACUUUCAGUUCUCUCCUGAAAGCAGCUACUAUCCUUUGAAUGGACGAAUACUUUGCCUCAAUUGUAAUAAAAGGAACCAGAACUGCUCAAAUUAAUGCAAUAAGGAUUGAGAAUUAAUUUGUUUUGUGCACUUAAUGUAGAAUCAUACUUUGCUGAACUUGUAUGUCGCUGAGAUACACAUAGGAGAUAACUCUCAAUUUGACUUCACAUUAAAAAGUUGUCAUUAGAUAGUGAGAUUAAUGCUUUAUCAUGACAGAAAACAAUCCAA